Saprolegnia diclina VS20 is the source of this 2481-nucleotide messenger RNA. RefSeq lists its product as hypothetical. The record is from RefSeq and is a predicted model, not a curated record. NCBI's taxonomy places the organism in Eukaryota, Oomycota, Saprolegniomycetes, Saprolegniales, Saprolegniaceae. The transcript has a single exon. Bases 55 to 2430 code for a protein of 791 amino acids. Gene Ontology annotation, cellular component: myosin complex; vesicle; actin cytoskeleton. Gene Ontology annotation, biological process: vesicle transport along actin filament; actin filament organization. Gene Ontology annotation, molecular function: microfilament motor activity; ATP binding; actin filament binding.
AUCAACUUUGCCAACGAGAAGCUCCAGCAGCUCUUCGCCAAGUACGUCUUCGAGAUGGAGCAGAAGGAGUACGCGGCUGAGGCGAUUCCGUGGACGUUUGUCGCGUACCCCAACAACGACGCGUGCGUCACCAUGUUUGAAGCGCGGCCCAUCGGCCUCUUCUCGCUCCUGGACGAGCAGUGCGUCAUUCCGCGCGGCAACGACGCGGCGCUGGCCGCCAAGUACUAUGACGUGUUUGCGUCGCACGCGCACCUCUCGUCGAGUAAGCUCCAGCGCGGCAAGACGCAGUUUACGAUCGCGCACUACGCCGGCGACGUCGUGUACACGGCGACCGGGUUCAUCGAGAAGAACAAGGACAGCGUUCACGUCGAGGCCCUCGAGCUCCUCGGCACCUCGUCCAAAGGCUUUGUGACGCACCUCUUUGCCAGUGACGAGUCGCGUCGCCGGUCGACGGCCGUGUCGCUCAAAGCCGACUCGCCGCCCCGCCGGGCGACGAACGCAGCGUCCUCGGUCGUCCUCAAGUUCAAGUCGGAGCUCUCGACGCUCUUGGAGCUCCUGCAUGCGACCGUACCGCACUUUAUUCGGUGCAUCAAGCCCAACGACGAGCUCGACCCGACUGCAUUCGACGACGUGCGGGUCGUUGAGCAGCUGCGGUGCUCGGGCGUCCUCGAAGCUGUCAAGAUCUCGCGCUCCGGGUACCCCGUGCGCAUGCUGCACUCCAGUUUCAUGCAGCACUACCGGUGCCUCUCGCCCAACGCCACGUCGCUGGACGUCCUCUUGCCCAAGCUGCUGCCGACGCCCGGCGCCUUCCAAGUCGGUUUGACCAAAGUCUUUUUGCUCCAAGGCGCGUACGAAGACUUGAACCGGUGCAAGAUCCACGUGCAGGCGUCGGCCGUGCUCUCCCUCCAGCGCUACGCCCGCGGCUUCCUCGCUCGGAGUACCUACCACAAGCAAGUGGCCGCCAUUACAACGCUGCAGCGGGCCGUGCGUCGGCGCCGGGCGAUGCAGCAAGCCCGGCGGCGCCAACGCCAGUCGCGUGGCAGCGUGUGCAUUCAGGCGCAUUGGCGCGGGUACCGAGCGCGGUCCGUGCACCAGUGCCGCGUGCAGGCCGUGCGCCUCGUGCAGCGGAUCUGGCGCGGCCACCGCGGACGGGUCUCGGCGGCGCAGAUGCGGCGCCAGAUCCAAGCCGAAGCCAUCAUCGAGCGCGCUUUGCUCAAGCAAAAGACCGACGAGGAAGCCAACCGUAUGAAGAAGGCGCGCGAGAUGGAGAUCAAGGCCGCGGCGCUCAUACCUCUCGGGACGGACCCGGCGUUCGCGGCCAAGAUGGGCCCACUUCUGCCGGCGCUCGGGCGACCGUUGGUGCAGACUCCGGUCGUGUUUGAAGAGUUUAGCUCGUCGGACGAAGAAGACGAAGGUCGUGACGUCACCAAGGGCGGUCGGUCGUCGUCGACGGCCUCGACGCAAGAGUCCAAGUCGACGUCGGACAACGAGUACGAGAUCAACUGGGAGUGCGGUAUGCUGGGCCUCUACUUUGAGAGCGACGAGGUGACCGGUCUCCCGGUCGUCCGCCGCGUCCACGAGACGCUGAGCACGUGCGCCGACAUUUUCGAUGUUUCGCCUGGCGACGUUCUGCUCUCGGUGAGCGGGAAGCGCGUGCAUAACAACGACAUUCGGCACAUCCUGCGGCUGCUCCAAGACAUUGACAAGCCGGUCGCGCUGCGCUUCCAGCGGACGACCAACUCGGAGACGCACCGCGAGCCGUCGCUCAUGAGCGACGAGUACGAGGUCCUCUGGCGCGACAACGUGCCCCUCGGUCUCGGCUUCAAGCCCGACAAGAAGAAGGAGAUGCCGAGCGUCUCGAAAUGCCGGGGCAACCCGCAGAUUCCGGGCAUGUUCAACGUCCGGCUUGGCGACUACCUCACGGCGAUCAACGAGAUCUCGACGUACCGGGUCGAGUUUGCGCGCGUCAUCAAGCUCCUUGAAGAUGGUCCACGGCCCGUCGUGCUGCGCUUCAUGCGCGCGGACCUGGACGACGCCCUUCUCGAGUCGUCUCGGGUGAGCGAGGCGUCGACGCGCGAGAGCAGCUUUCGGUUCAGCCGCAUGUCGACCAUGAGCCUAAACCCCAAGCGCGACGACUCGCUGUACAACAUUACGUGGAAGGAGGAGGACGGCGCGCUCGGGCUCGUCGUCAAGCAAGCCUUGUCGAGCUUUUACCCCGAGGUGACCAAGGUCAAGCCCGAAGGCGCGAUUCUGCGGCAGCCCAACAAGGUGCAGAUCGGCGACCUCCUCAUCAGCAUCAACAACAACAACAUCUCCAAGAUGGGCUUCCGGAACGCCAUGCAUUUGCUGCAAAUCGGCCCGAAACCCGUGCUCUUGACCUUCCAGAAGCAAGGCCGCGCGUCCCACGUCGGCGUGCCCGCCAGUAUUUAGUUUUUAGUAGAAUCAGCAAUCAAUGUGCUCUUGUCGGUGUAUGCUCGGGUG